Molecule: messenger RNA, 723 nt
Organism: Psilocybe cubensis
Lineage: Eukaryota; Fungi; Basidiomycota; Agaricomycetes; Agaricales; Agrocybaceae
Exons: 2
Coding region: 1-723 (240 amino acids)
Source: RefSeq, a predicted model, not a curated record
AUGGAAGGACUAGGAAAUACAAGACGCACUCCAGAUAGUUUCGAACAGACUCAACAUUCCAGUAACGGAAGACGCAAUUACCCUGCCAUCCUCCAUGUUGCUGUUAUAUCUACGUUUCUCAUCCCCAUUGCACUCUUCCCAUACAUGGCAGCACGACGGCAGAUAUUUAUCCUCCAAAGAAAGAUAGAGAUGUUGGAGAAAGAUACACAACUCUUUAAAGACACCAUGAAAGUUGCAAUAGCCGAUCAAUCGUUGGCUAACGCGGAAAUCAGCCGGGUUCGAGAGUCGGGACAGCUCUCCAUGGAACGUAUAAACCAACUUCAGCAUCAGGUGUCGAAGCAAGAGUCUGAACGCACAGUUACCGAAAAAGAGUUACGAGUGGGCCUCCGACAGCUUCUGGACGAAACGCAACAUUCUCGGUACAUGUAUUCGGGGCUAUUUUUUGUAGUUCAAAGGAAUCUGACAGCUUGUUUGUGGGUCAUUUACAGAACACAAACAGCAACACUGCGUGCCCUUGGGAUGAGUUUGGCUGAUAUUGCCGCGUUUAUGCAAGAAGUUGAGCUAAACUUUGGAUUACGCCAGCGGCAUGAUCAUAGGGGGAUAGACAGAAUGAGGUUGUUAGCUCUUCGAAUGCAAAGUCUUUCGCAGCCAGAGGAUCACACCAUACAGGGUUCGAAACCACGUCCUGCCGCUGCCGGCGGAACCGCCCAGAAAGAGAAUUAA